UUACAUGCCUUAACCUCAAAAACUUUAGUUGAAUGUUGAACAUGAAAAUAGAAAUUUAAUAAACAAAAAUAUCAAAUUUUAAAAUACAGGAAAAUGCUUUUUCACUCCGUAUGGAAGGAGCAUAAAAACUUUUUUAAAUAUAUUUCUUUUGCAGUUUUUGGAACAACCACUGGUUGGGUUUAUUAUCAAAUAAAUAGAACAAGAGAGGUUCUGGAGAAUGCAUUGGAUACAACAGUUUUACAGUCAAUGGAUACGUACAUCUCUAAAGAGGAGACAUUAGAGGAUGAAAUAAUCGAAAUAGAGCCUUAUUACUUUGAAUUUAGGAAAAGUAGUUUGAUAAGAUGGGUCUUAGAUACUAUUAAAUUUAAUUAUGCGAGGAGAUUACUAUCAGUUGCUAAAGGAAGCGACAAAUAUUACAGAACGAAAGCUGCGAACAGCCUAGCCGACAUGCCAUAUUUGGACAACUGGCACUAUGCCUUGAUCGCAAACAUGAUUGAUCCUCGAACUGCGGUGGCUUUAGCGAGAAUUCCACAUGCCGAUAAGCGACUGUUCUUAGAUCCGCCCUAUAGAUAUCACAACUACAACAAAGAUCAACUCAUUAAUGCUAUGAGAGAGUUUCUAAUUAGUGUCUAUGAAAAGUCUCAGCAUCCCUGUAUGGGUUAUUUUCUAUCCAAAGCAUUUGUUUAUGAGCAUGAUAGCGGCCACAUCGUAGACAAUGAUUCAUCAUCGUUAGAAUUAAGUAAAUUCAUCCAAACCGAAAAAGAAGUACUGCCGAUGUGUCUUGAAUCGUUAUUGCACCAUUGCAGUGUUGAAAAGUAUUCCAAAGAUAUUGCCGAUCUCAAUGGCUUGCCACUUCUUAUGGAAGUCUAUAAACGCUAUCCGGAUGAUAUUAAUGUCAUCGUCAAAUUAUGCCAAAUACUGUCUUACAUGAGUUACAACAAGAGUUUAUUGGUCCCUUUUUGUAAGUCUGGUUGGAUUGGCGUUUUAUCUUCCUGGACCAAACACGACGACGUACGGGUCUCCAUUCCAGCCGCACGUGCUCUGGCCAACUUAGAUGACGACAACGAUGCGCAAUACCCGAACAAUUUAUACAUUUUACACCCCAUCACCCGAACGAAAAGAAUUCAAGAUGUGGACGUAAUAUUUGUGCACGGAUUACUUGGCGGUGUAUUCUUUACGUGGAGGCAGAGACGAAAAAAUCAAUCUGCUUUAGGGCUACUUGGUAAGAGGCGGGGAAAAGAAAGUUUACUGCCAGAUACGGAAAUGACGCCAUCAACUGAGAAAAGAAAAACCGCUAAAGAGUAUCUGGAUCAGCUUAAAGAAAAACUACUAAUACAGGAUUACGAAGUCGUAUGGACUGACAUUCCCGUAAAUGCCAACGAGAAAUGUGCCGGGCCGUUCACUUGUCCCGGAGAUGACUUUGCCGUCAAGAAAAAUUUCGAAGAGGAUCAAGUCUAUACGUAUUGUUGGCCAAAGGAUUGGUUGGGUCAAGACUGUAAAAAUAUACGCGUUAUUGGGAUCAAUUAUGACACCAACUUGUCAAUGUGGACUCCGCUAUGUCCAUUAGAAAAGGAAAAAUUGACUUUAGAUGAGAGAAGCGAACUUAUAGCUAAGAAUCUUAUAAACUGUGAUGUCGGGAACAGACCUAUCGUGUGGAUUACGCAUUCAAUGGGCGGACUUAUCGUAAAAAAUAUUCUUCAAAAAGGAUUUAAUAGUGCCGAUCCUAAAUUAAGAAGUCUCUGCAUGAACACCAGAGGAAUAGUCUUUUACAGUACGCCACAUAUUGGGUCGAAAAUGGCAAAUUUAAGUAAUGCUGUGUCCCUUGUUCUAUGGCCGUCAGUAGAGGUGCAAGAACUAAAAGAAAAUUCGCCACGGCUCAAAGAAAUGCACGAAGAGUUUUUGAAAAUUGUUAAAGAAGUGCCAAUGCGUGUCGUCAGUUUUGUCGAACUGAAAUCGACGGUGGUAACGGCGAUGAAAUUUAACUUUCGAUUUGUCGAUCUCAAAUCUGGUAAUCCUGGAGUUGGAGAAUAUUACGAAAUUCCGCAAGAUCAUUUAGGAAUUUGUAAACCCGAAAACAGGUAUUCUUUCCUGUACCAGAAAGUUCUUCAUCUCAUCAAGCAAGUUAAGCAAAAUGCCAAAAAUCCCGAACUGAAGCAGCUCGAGUCCUAAUUAAUAAAACGCUCAUCAAACUGUGUGAUACUAUUUUACCAUUUUGUAAAACAUGUUUUAUAUUUAAAUAUAAUUUUUAUUUAA
Anthonomus grandis grandis is the source of this 2253-nucleotide messenger RNA. RefSeq names its product protein SERAC1. The record is from RefSeq and is a predicted model, not a curated record. The transcript has 10 exons. NCBI's taxonomy places the organism in Eukaryota, Metazoa, Arthropoda, Insecta, Coleoptera, Curculionidae. The coding region runs from base 94 to 2169 and encodes 691 amino acids.